AUGGGCUCACUGACCAAGUUACGAGAGAAACUAAUUGUACAUAACUACUUGCCGGAACAAGAGCCAGCACCAACAGGCCAGCCAACAGGAACAAGAGCCAGCACCAACAGGCCAGCCAACAGGAACAAGAGCCAGCACCAACAGGCCAGCCAACAGGAACAAGAGCCAGCACCAACAGGCCAGCCAACAGGAUCAAGAGCCAGCACCAACAGGCCAGCCAACAGGAACAGAGCCAGCACCAACAGGCCAGCCAGCAGAGACAAGAGCCAGCACCAACAGGCCAGCCAACAGGAACAGAGCCAGCACCAACAGGCCAGCCAGCAGGAACAGAGCCAGCACCAACAGGCCCAGCCAACAGGAUCAGAGCCAGCACCCAACAGGCCAGCCAGCAGAACUGAGCCAGCACCAACAGGCCAGCCAGCAGGAACAAGAGCCAGCACCAACAGGCUAGCCAACAGGAACAAGAGCCAGCGCAACAGGCAGCCAACAGGGAACAAGAGCCAGCACCAACAGGCCAGCCAACAGGAACAAGAGCCAGCACCAACAGGACAGCCAACAGAGACAGAAACCCUUUCUUUAGGCCAGCCAGCAGGAACAGAGCCAGCACCAACAGGACAGCCAGCAGGAUCUCAAGAGCCAGCACCAACAGGCCAGCCAACAGGAACAAGAGCCAGCACCAGGCCAGCCAGCUUAGGAACAAGAGCCAGCACCAACAGGCCAGCCAACAGGAACAAGAGCCAGCACCAACAGGCCAGCCAACAGGAACAAGAGCCAGCACCAACAGGCCAGCCAACAGGAUCAAGAGCCAGCACCAACAGGCUAGCCAACAGGAACAAGAGCCAGCACCAACAGGCCAGCCAACAGGAACAAGUCACACCUGUUUUUCGGCUUUUCCUAAAAUGGAGCAACUGA
Messenger RNA from Homarus americanus (American lobster), 912 nucleotides. Its product is annotated as cell surface glycoprotein 1-like. NCBI's taxonomy places the organism in Eukaryota, Metazoa, Arthropoda, Malacostraca, Decapoda, Nephropidae. The transcript is spliced from 2 exons. The record is from RefSeq and is a predicted model, not a curated record. The coding region runs from base 1 to 912 and encodes 303 amino acids.